Molecule: messenger RNA, 1602 nt
Organism: Cryptomeria japonica (Japanese cedar)
Lineage: Eukaryota; Viridiplantae; Streptophyta; Pinopsida; Cupressales; Cupressaceae
Exons: 9
Coding region: 354-1400 (348 amino acids)
Molecular function (GO): NAD binding; phosphoglycerate dehydrogenase activity
Source: RefSeq, a predicted model, not a curated record
AGAUAAAAACAAUGGCCAAAUGAGCGACAUUAUAAAGUGCUCGAUAAACAAUACGCCAUUUCAGAAUUAAACAUUUUAAUAGAACUUAUUAAUUGCUCUAGAGACCGCCCCACAGCCAGGGACUAAUAAUUUAUGAAUAUACAAGAAUAAAAUAGAAUAAAACAGAACUGUUGAACUCUAAUGCCAACUCAGACGAUGAUUGGACAAUUUAGCUGCAAUUCAUACGAUGGUAUCUAGGGGAAAUUUGAAGAAAGCCUGCAAUUCAAAUGAUGCCAACUAACGAAUAUAUAAAUCAUUGCUAGUAGAGAAAACUCACUCUACAUUCCAGGUGGGAAGGAGAACAAAAAAAUAUCAUGGGAGACACUGGUGUGAUACGAGUAAUCUUCUGUGGCGUUGCCUUUCCUACUGCUUUCGAGUAUACCGAACAAUACCUGCUUCCGUAUAAAUUUAUCCAGGUGGAUGCUGUACCCUUCGAUGAAGUCCCUGAUAAAAUUGGAAAUUAUGAUAUAUGUGUAGUGCGAGGCAUGCGUCUUGAAUCAAAAGUUAUUGCUUGUGCAAAACAAAUGAAGCUGAUUAUGCAAUUUGGUGUAGGAUUGGAAGGUGUUGAUAUCGAGGCUGCCACAAAAUUUGGAAUAAAAGUUGCAAGAAUCCCAGGCAGUGGUUCCGGAAACUCACUAUCAUGUGCAGAACUUGCUAUAUAUUUGAUUCUUGGUCUUCUUCGGAAUCAGAAAGCCAUGGACAUUUCAUUUAAAGAGAGAAAACUGGGUGACCCUACUGGGGAAACACUGUACGGAAAAACGGUUUUCAUUAUUGGAUAUGGAAAUAUUGGGAAGGAGCUUGCUGUUCGUUUGAAACCUUUUGGUGUUAAAAUUCUUGCCACUAGACGACAGUGGAACUCAAAUUCUGCUGUCAGUUUGAACAAUUUAGAUGCAGGGGAUACUUCUCGAAUACAGAGUAUGAAUGAUGGAUGCACUAGUGAUGAGCUCCUUGAUGAGAAAGGUGGUACUGAACGCCUUCUAGAAUUUGCAAGUGAAGCAGACAUAGUAGUUGCUUGUUGCCAAUUGAAUGCAGAGACGGUUGGAUUGGUUAAUGCAAAGUUUCUUUCUUCAAUGAAAAAGGGUGCAUUACUUGUAAACAUUGCUCGAGGAGGCCUCAUGGACUAUGAGGCAGUCAAAGCUUCUCUUGAAUCAGGCCAUUUGGGAGGCUUGGGUCUCGAUGUUGCAUGGUAUGAACCAUUUGAUCCAGCAGACCCAAUUUCACAACAUCCCAAAGUUUUGAUAACACCUCAUAUUGCAGGAGUUACUGAGCUGUCAUAUAGAAAUAUGGCCAAGGUUGUUGGUGAAUGCGCUCUUAGCCUUCGUAAAGGCGAGCCUUUCAAAGAUAUUGAGAUUGUUAAUUGAUAAACAGUGUGGUUACAAAGGUGGGGUAGGGGUAUUUGUUAAAGGAUGAUUGACACUAAACAAAUGAAGGUUUAUGAAUAAAUGAAUUAAAAUAUUAUAUAUUAUAUAUUAAGGUAGUUAUUAAAAAUUGGGAAUAUGGAAUCCAUAUUUUUAUAAUAUAAUUUUCUGGUUAUUAUGAUUAUAAUUAUUAUUUUAAAGUUUU